This is a messenger RNA of Trichomonas vaginalis G3, 1251 nucleotides long. Its product is annotated as UDENN domain family. NCBI's taxonomy places the organism in Eukaryota, Parabasalia, Trichomonadida, Trichomonadidae. Bases 1 to 1251 code for a protein of 416 amino acids. Gene Ontology annotation, molecular function: guanyl-nucleotide exchange factor activity. The record is from RefSeq and is a predicted model, not a curated record. The transcript has a single exon. Gene Ontology annotation, cellular component: recycling endosome.
AUGUCUUCAAUCUACGACGCUUGUCUUUUAGUACAUUUUGAUAAGUCUUAUAUCCCAUGUAUUAAAGAGACAGUGCCAGAAGGAGUCGAACUUGGAUAUGAUGCUAUUUAUUUCUGUUCAACGUGUUGGCCUUUUCCCGAAGAAAAAAUUAAUCUUUCGAAAUUGCCAUUAGUUUAUUCAUUUAACAUCAACCAAGUAUUUUAUCAUGGAUUGUUAUUCAUGUAUGAUGAAGAGCCUUACUCAAUUUUGAUAACUACAAGAAGACCUUAUGCAUCAUUGCUUGGAACAUUCUUGAAAGAUGUCAAAAAGCAGUUUAUUAUAACAGAAAUACCAGAACCAAGCUUCGCAUUUACCUAUGUUACCUCUAUGCUCACGACAUGGCCAAGAGGUGCUGUAGAGUCAGCUGUCCUUACAUUUCCAACGAAAUCAUUAGCCAUUUCAUUUGAUAUAACACAUUUCUCGUAUAUGCAAUACAAUCCUCUUAAGUUUUUCGAUAAAGAUGAAAUUCCGAAAUUAUGGAAAGCUCUUUUCACGGGUUCUCCAGUACUAAUAAUAUCUCCAUCAGCAGACAUUUGCUGUAAAGCAUGUUUCGCUGCAUUUUCUUUGAUGACACCGCUUUUAUAUGAUGAUCAUUGUGUAAUUUGGCUUCAAAAGUCAGAUCCACGCUACAAGACCGUCAAGGAAGGUGAUACAACUUAUAAACUUGUUGGCAGCUCAUAUAAUGAAUUAGAAAAGUGCAAACAAUUUUCUUUGAUUUUACACGUUAAAUCUGCAAAGAAAUCUUCAGCUACAGAUGAAACAAAUAUUCACGAUCAAAUGUCCAAGCAUACAUCUAAGAUUCUGAAGAUAAUUUUGGCAGAAUUAGAUAUGAUUUUGUCAAUUGAUGCAUAUUCAGACUUUGUAGAUAAAACAUUUGCAACAGAACAUUUUAGAGAAAUACUGAAAGAGUUUGGAACCCCUGAUAUGCCAACUUUCGAAGAUUUCCAAUUAUUUGAGAAAACAGACACAUUUAAGAGAUGGAGAAAGGCUCAGGCAAUGCGUGAUAUACUCAGACACUCAUUAUUAUCGUAUUCUCCUCCAGAUAACUUCAGAGAUCGUUCUCCAGAAGAUUUGAUGAAAAUUAUUGAAGGAAUUGAGUCCAUGAAGGUUAAAUUUUGGAAUGAUGCCCAUGUUAUUGCUGUUCUUAAGAGUCAUGAAAGUAGAGUUGAGAAAUUAAUUAAACAUAAUUCAACUCAAAAGCAAAAACAAUAA